Molecule: messenger RNA, 591 nt
Organism: Salvia splendens (bonfire salvia)
Lineage: Eukaryota; Viridiplantae; Streptophyta; Magnoliopsida; Lamiales; Lamiaceae
Product: proline-rich receptor-like protein kinase PERK2
Exons: 1
Coding region: 1-591 (196 amino acids)
Source: RefSeq, a predicted model, not a curated record
AUGGGAAAGAAGAGAAUGGCCUACAAACAAGCCUCCGGUAAAUCCACUUCCACCGUCCGUAAAGAAACCCCCGAAACACCACCGCCUACUACAGAGCAGCCACCAAACCCACAACCACAGCCGCGACCACCAUCACCACAGGCUCCGGCGAUGGUUUCUUUGAACGCACUGGCGGAGUUCCUCAGACAGCAGGACCCGAAUAAAGAUUGGGCGGCUGCGUUGGCAGGUUUUAGCCAAAUCGGAGGCCAAUCAAGCUUGACAGCAGAAACCCCGGUAGUACCAACCCCACCAACCUCCAUUCCGCCUUCAUCAACAAUUCCACCAGAAAAGAGAUCUCCCUCGACGACCGCACCUUCAGAAUACUCGGAACCCUCCCCUCCUAUUGAACCAAUGGAUGUUGACCCCCUUUCCGCCUAUUAUGACUUAGAUCCAGAAGUGACCGAAGGGAUAGAAGGCGAAGAGAAGAGGAGCCGGGAGGAAGGAGAUGAAUCGGAGAGAACACCGGUAGCGGAAACCGUUCCCCAAGGAAUGGGAAGGGAGGAUAGAUCUGAACGAAACGGCCAGAAAGCAAGGCCUGAUGAGGAGUUUUAG